GCAGAAUGCAAAAGACUGGGCCCAAAAAGUACACUGGUCGAGAAAUCAAUCGAAGAUCUUCGAUAAUUCUGUCCUGAUGGUCGAAAAACUGAAGGCCCUUGGGUACUUUCCUCUCCUCUUCUGGGGGAAGUACCACAAUAAAAAUAAGAAGUGGACGGCCCAGCUCCAGUGCCCCUUCGAGCUGCCACUGGUAGCCCAUGCGGUCCUGGAAAAAAUGCAUGGGAUCCUGAGACAGAGGGUCUAGGGCAGCAUGAAAGGACUGGAGAAGAAGAUGACCAGACAGAACAGGGGGAGGGAGGUGAAAUGGAUGAGACUGAGGGAACUACUGAGAUGCAGGAGAUGGAGACAGAAGGGGACAUAGAGACACAGACAGACAGAUUAGCGAGUGAAGGACUGGAGAGAGGAGAGCUGGAGGGACAGAAAGACUCAGAGGAAGAGUUUGGACCGGUGGUGGCAGGAGAGAUGGAGGCAGGCAAGGAGAAAGAACAGGUGGUGGAAGUGGAGAAAGAAGAGUUUGAGGCAGAGAAAAAAGCAAUCGACAGAAAGAGAGCUGUUAAAAUAUCAGCAAAAAAGAAGCGAGGCAAGAAAAAACAAAACAAGGAGGAAGUGUGUGAAUAUCACAGCAAACUGGACGCGUUUCCAGUGCAAUCUGUGUCAAAGACACGUGAAAGUAAGGGCUGUAAAGAAGUGCUGGUCCAUUGGCUGCCCUGCCCUGCAUGGUAAGUUCAGAUUUCUUGUUUAACUCAAUUGUCAAUAAAUUGACAGUUCGGCCUAAUUAAUAAUGGAGUGUAACGGGUACACCUGUAUGUUUGUAUACCUUAUGUAUGCCAUGUGAUCUUUGUAGUGUAUCUGUGACUCUGGUUGUUCUAUAUGUAUACCUGUGUUUAUGUGUAUUCUCUCGACUGCCCAAGGCAAAUCUCUCCCAAGGGAGACAAUAAAUCUCUAUCUAUCUA
Molecule: messenger RNA, 953 nt
Organism: Notothenia coriiceps (black rockcod)
Lineage: Eukaryota; Metazoa; Chordata; Actinopteri; Perciformes; Nototheniidae
Exons: 6
Coding region: 304-723 (139 amino acids)
Source: RefSeq, a predicted model, not a curated record